Aethina tumida (small hive beetle) is the source of this 2519-nucleotide messenger RNA. Its product is annotated as probable ATP-dependent RNA helicase DDX17. Gene Ontology annotation, molecular function: RNA helicase activity; RNA binding; ATP binding. Gene Ontology annotation, cellular component: nucleus; cytoplasm; ribonucleoprotein complex. The coding region runs from base 127 to 2160 and encodes 677 amino acids. Lineage: Eukaryota; Metazoa; Arthropoda; Insecta; Coleoptera; Nitidulidae. The record is from RefSeq and is a predicted model, not a curated record. The transcript has 8 exons.
AGAGGCCUUUCCGCCAUUUUCUGUGUUGUGAUGCUUUUAAUUUAAAUAACACUUUAUUUAUAAACUGUUGGAGUUUUGUGAGUUUGUGCUGUUGUGAAUAUUACUUAGAUUACUAAAAUUAUUAUUAUGAGAGGAAGGUCCAAUCGCCGUUCAAGGAGCAGAGACCGAAGACGAUCCCGAAGCCGAGACCGUGGCUAUGGCGGAGGCGGCAGGCGAAACGCUGCUGGCGCCAAUUUACGAAAGCCCCGUUGGGACUUGAGUCGUCUAGAACCAUUCAAAAAAGACUUUUACAUACCACACCCCGCAGUACAAAACCGACCCAUCUACGAAGUGGACGAGUGGAGGAAAUGCAAGGAAAUAUCGCUGAAAGGCAAAGGUAUCCCGGAACCGGUGCUCUCGUUCGAAGAAGCCGGCUUCCCCGAUUAUGUGAUGUCUGAGGUUAGGAAGAUGGGAUUUAAGAAUCCCACUCCGAUUCAGUCCCAAGGUUGGCCUAUAGCUUUGUCGGGCAGAGAUAUGGUCGGCAUUGCUUCCACGGGGUCGGGGAAAACGUUGUCGUAUAUCCUUCCUGCCAUCGUUCACAUAAAUAAUCAGUCCAGGCUGCAGCGAGGUGAUGGACCCAUUGCCCUCGUCUUGGCGCCCACCAGGGAAUUAGCUCAACAAAUUCAGCAGGUCGCAUCCGACUUCGGUCACACCUCCAGAAUAAGAAACACGUGCGUAUUCGGCGGAGCGCCGAAGGGACCGCAAGCCAGUGAUCUGAGUGACGGCGUGGAGAUAAUAAUAGCCACACCCGGUCGCCUGAUCGACUUCCUGGAAAGCAACAGGACCAACUUGAGACGCUGCACCUACUUGGUAUUAGACGAGGCCGACAGAAUGCUGGAUAUGGGUUUCGAGCCUCAGAUACGUAAAAUUAUCGAACAGAUCCGGCCGGAUAGACAGACCCUGAUGUGGUCGGCCACUUGGCCUAAGGAGGUUCAAGCGUUGGCCACCGAAUUUCUGAAAGAUUAUGUUCAAAUUAACGUGGGGUCGCUGCAACUGUCGGCUAAUCACAAUAUUUUACAAAUUAUCGACGUCUGUCAGGAAUAUGAAAAGGAAACGAAACUGAGCACAUUAUUGAAAGAGAUUAUGUCUGAAAAGGAAAAUAAGACUAUUAUUUUUAUUGAAACAAAAAGGCGUGUAGAUGAUAUAACCAGAAAAAUGAAACGUGAUGGAUGGCCUGCAGUCUGUAUUCAUGGUGAUAAAUCACAACAAGAGAGAGACUGGGUUCUUCAAGAUUUUAGGUCUGGAAAAGCGCCAAUUCUAGUAGCAACUGACGUAGCAGCUCGAGGUUUAGAUGUCGAAGACGUCAAGUUCGUUAUAAAUUUCGAUUAUCCGUCCAACUCUGAGGAUUAUGUGCACCGUAUUGGACGUACGGGCCGGUCCCAACGCACUGGCACUGCCUACACGUUUUUCACGCCGAGUAACGCGAACAAAGCCUCCGACUUGGUGGCGGUCCUUAAGGAGGCCAAGCAGGUGAUCAAUCCCAAGCUCCAAGAGAUGGCGGACACUAGAGGAUGGGGUUCGAAUGGAAAUUCGGGGCGAGGGAGAAACCGAUGGGGAAGAAGCCGAAACGGCGGCCAACGUUGCAACAACCGCUCAUCGUCACGUUCCCGGUCCAGGUCGCCACGCAGAAACAUGCGACGAGAUCGCAGCAGGUCGAGAGACCGCAACGGCAGACGCAGACGUUCACCACCACGUAGCCUUAGCCGAUCGCCACAACCGCCCACAUCGUCGUCCUCUAGAUCAGGCAAGUCCACCACCACAAACAACAUGACCAUCAACAACAACAACAAUGGCAUGACGGGCAACAGCAUGGUUGGCGGCAUCGCCGCCCGCACUAUGGCCGGCCCUCCGCCGAUGCCGGUGACCACUUCGGUGCCACCGCCGUCACUGCCACCGCAACAACAACAGAAACAGCCUUCACUGCCUCCCCCUCCUCAGCCGGUGCUCGCGGCCUACCACCACCAUCAGAGUCUACCCCCGCCGCCCCCGGGCGCUCCCUACGGCGCCUAUCAACUACCGAAUGGGGCAGUGUUUUUCAACGCGCCGCCUCCGCCGCCGCCGAACCAGGGGGUUGCCGGGAUGUACUUUCCAUACGCUCCGCCACCUCCCGCACCUCGUUAGAUUGCGCAAGGAAGCAGUGGAUAUGGGGAUAGACGAAGAAGAUAGCUAAAUUAUUGUUUAGAAGAAUCUCAUUUGUAUUAUAAGAUCAAAUAUUAGUUUAGAAUGAUUAAUAUUGUAUUUAAAAUACAUUGUUCAAAUGAAUUAGGUUGUUAAAUAGUGCAAUCUAGUUUAUAGUACCAAUUUGACUGAGAGAUUGUACUAUAUUAAUUAUUUAUUUGUAAGUUUAAUAAUUUUAGCUUUUGGUGGAUACUUUUAUGAAUUUUCAAUAACGUGAUUUUCUUAAAAAAAUAAGUUCACUAAGUAUUAAAUCUUAUUUAUACCUAUCUUAUUGUUAUAUGUAAAUAAAUUAUAUUAUUGUA